Molecule: messenger RNA, 2661 nt
Organism: Aspergillus terreus NIH2624
Lineage: Eukaryota; Fungi; Ascomycota; Eurotiomycetes; Eurotiales; Aspergillaceae
Product: bifunctional pyridoxal-dependent decarboxylase/aldehyde reductase
Exons: 8
Coding region: 1-2661 (886 amino acids)
Biological process (GO): amino acid metabolic process
Molecular function (GO): carboxy-lyase activity; pyridoxal phosphate binding
Source: RefSeq, a predicted model, not a curated record
AUGGACCGGGAACAAUUCAGAACAGCUGCUCAUGCAGCAAUUGAUGACAUCAUCAAUUACUUCGACGACCUCCCCUCGCAACGGGUCGUGCCCACCAUCGAGCCCGGCUACCUCCGCCCCCAGAUCCCAACCCACCCGCCAGAGGAACCAGAAGAAUGGUCCCAAAUCCAGGCUGACAUCGCAUCCAAAAUCAAGCCCGGCCUGACCCACUGGCAACACCCCAACUUCAUGGCCUUCUUCCCGGCCACCGUCACCUACCCCAGCAUCCUGGGUGAGAUGUACUCGGCGGCCUUCACCGCACCCGCCUUCAACUGGCUCUGCUCGCCGGCCUGCACCGAGCUCGAGACCAUCGUGAUGGACUGGAUGGCGCAGGCGCUCGGCCUGCCCAAGUGCUUCCUGAGCGACUCCGAGAACAAAGGCGGCGGCGUCAUCCAAGUCUCCGCCAGCGACGUCGUGGCGACGGUGAUGAUCGCCGCGCGGGAGCGACGCGUCCGCGAACAGGCCCUCGCCGCGGGGCUCAAGGAGGGCAGCGCCGAGUACGAGGACCGCGUGAUGGAGCUGCGGCCGCGGCUGGUCGCGCUGGGGAGCAACCAGGCGCACAGCAGCACGGCCAAGGGCGCGCUGCUGGCCGGCACGCGCUACCGCAGCGUUGCGGCCCGUCUGGAGGAUAAUAUGGAGAUGACGGGGGCCGGGCUGCGCGCCGUGCUGGAGCAGUGCGAUGCGGACGGGCUCACGCCGUACUAUAUCACCCUCGGCAUGGGCACGACCAACUCGUGUGCGCUGGACCGCUUUGCGGAGAUCAAGGCCGUGCUGCGGGAGAAGCCGCAUUGGCAGCGGAUCUGGGUGCAUAUUGAUGCGGCGUAUGCGGGUGCCGCGCUGGUGGCCGACGAGUGGCAGUAUAUCGCGGCGGAGUUUGCCGAGGGCGUGGACAGCUUCAAUAUGAACAUGCACAAGUGGCUGCUUGUCAAUUUUGACGCUAGUGUGCUGUUUGUGCGGAACCGACUCGACCUCACCAACGCCCUGGACAUCACCCCGGCGUACCUCCGCAACCCGUACUCCGACGCCGGCAGCGUCAUUGACUACCGCAACUGGUCGAUCUCGCUGGGGCGGCGCUUCCGGGCGCUGAAGAUCUGGUUCGUGAUGCGCAGCUACGGGCUGAACGGCAUGAAGGCGCACAUCCGCAAGUCGAUCGCGCUGGGCGAGACGUUUGCUGAUCUCAUCCGGAGUCGGUCCGACUUGUUCGAUAUUGUCACGAAGCCGGCCUUUGCAUUGACCGUUUUCCGUGUGAAGAGCCCGCAGGCUGCGGCUGCGAAUGGAGCGACUGUUGUCCAGCCGGAUGAGGCGUCCAAUGCUCUGACGAAGGAGAUCUAUGAGCUGAUUAAUGCGCGUGGAGAGAUCUUUAUCACGUCGACUGUCAUUGCUGGAGUAUAUUCCAUUCGUGUGGUGAGUGCCAACGCGGCUGCGGAGGAGAAUAUGGUUCACUGCUUGGUGCACUGUGUUCAAAUAUUUGAGAAAAUGACAGUAGAUCAGUUCCCCCGCGUCCUGGUCACAGGAGCCACCGGGUUCAUCGGCGCCCAUGUUGUUGACAGCCUCCUUGCGCGGGGCGUCUCCGUCCGCGCAGCAACCAGAUCAAAGCAGAAGGGAGAACUGCUGAGACAAGCACGACCGCAAUAUGCAUCAAAGCUAGAGAUCGUAGAAGUCCGAGACUUUACCCAAUUGGGAGUGUUCAACACCGUCAUGAGCGACAUAGACGCCGUUAUCCACGUUGCCAGUCCAUUCACAUACAACACCACCGACAACGAAAAAGAACUCAUCAUCCCCGCCAUCAACGGGGUCAAAUCCAUCCUCUCCGCCUCCGCAAAACCCGGCACCAAGGUGAAACGCGUCGUAAUGACAUCCUCGUUCGCCUCCGUCAUCGACCUAAACCGUCCCGCCGACCCAAACUUCGUAUACACCGGCGAACACUGGAACCCGCUGACAUACGCAGAAGCCGUGGACCCCGCGUCCACCGCCGUGACAGGCUAUCGUGGAUCGAAGAAGUUCGCGGAACUCGAAGCGUGGAGCUUCAUGGAGAGAGAAAAGCCCGACUUUGAUCUGGUCACAUUUUGUCCCCCGAUGGUUUUUGGUCCCGUGGUGCAUCCAGUCGCCAACGUCGCGCAGCUGAAUGAGUCCAACGCUGUGUUGUGGAGUGUUGCGGCUGGUGCGGACCCGCUCCCGCUGGCGAAGGUGUCCGGGUGGGUUGAUGCGAGGGACCUUGCUGAGGCACAUGUUCAGGCACUGUUUACCCCGGCCGCUGGUGGGAAGAGGUAUGUUGCUGCGUCGAGUGAGCCGUUUUCGUAUGAGCUUGCGGCGGAUAUCAUACGGGCGGAGUUUGAGUGGGCUGCGCAGACUGUGACGAAGAAUUAUGUGGUAGGGAAGAAGGUGCCGCAGGCUUAUAAGCUGGAUGGAGAGACGGUUACCCGGGAGCUCGGGGUGCAGUUGCGGGGUUUUCGGGAGACGGUUGUGGAUUUUGUGAGGCAGGUGAAGGAGGGAGUCCCGAUUUGUUCUGUGCAUAUGAAACGCAGUAUGGAAGACGUUCCGAUAUAUGUAGAAACUGGCAACAUUGGAUUAUCGAUUGCAGCCGGGCCUGUUGAUUCAGCUGAAGUAGUCUGUCCCGAUUAA